AUGGAAAAGAAGCCGACAGGGACUUUUAGGCAAUAUGCACAAAGAUGGAAGUAUAUCUCGGCUCAGGUGGAACCUCUGCUAACUAAGACGGAGAUAACGGUCCUCUUCAUCAACACUCUGAAAGCGCCAUUUUAUGAUAAGUUGGUAGGGAGCGCCACAAAGGACUUUGCAAAUAUUGUAAUAUCUGGGGAGCUUAUUGAAAAUGCCGUCAAGAGUGGGAGAAUAGAAGGUCCCGAGAGUCCAUACAGGGCAGUAACCGUGAAGAAAAAGGAGGCAGAAACUCAUAUGAGAAUUAUACCCGAAGCUAUUGGAAAAGCAAUUAAUAUCCCCACAUUAUAUGGUACCCCUGAAGCCCCCAUACCCGAAGUGGGACACUCUACAGAAAAUUGUUUGGCCUUUAAAAAGAGUGUUCAAGGUCUCAUCGAUGCUGGCAUUUUGCGAUUCGAUGGUGUUAGCAAUGUGACAGGAAAUCCUAUUCCUAACCAUACUAGUGGGAAUGUAAAUGCGGUGACAAAUGAAGAUGAUUGGCAAGCCAAAGGUUAUGUUGCCAAAGUAAGGACACAUUUGCGGAAGGUAUGGGAGAUGAUGAUUGAAAAUGGAUUGCUCUGCCCGUCUAAUAAAAUUCUCAAAGAAGAAAGUACAAAAGACCAAGGUUUUUGUGAUUUUCAUGCCGUCGAAGGGCAUGACAUCCAAUCUUGUAAGGAAUUUAGAAAACUACUUCAGGACACGAUGGAUAACAAGGAGAUCAAAGUCUUUGAUAGGAUGGAGGGGGCCGAGGAAGGAGAAAUAUGUGCCUCUGAUAAUCAAUCAAUAGCUUUCCCUUAUAGCGUUGAUAAACCUUUGGUGAUUUAUUACGAGGCAAAGAAGGAAGGGGUUAGUCGAGAAGUUAAACCAAGUUUGAUAAUUGAAGUACCUGCUCAUUUCCCUUACAAGGAUAACAAGGCAGUACCAUGGAAUUAUGAUGUCAAUAUCGUUGUACCUGAGGGUGAAAAGCCCAAGGUUAUGAGUGAAGGUGUCAGCAGAGUAGGACACUUUACUCGCAGCGGAAGGUGUUAUUCUCCCGAGACAGUUGAACCAAAGAAGAAAGUUACUAACCCGAGCCGAAAAGGAAAAGCCCCAAUGUAUGAGAUUAAGGCCGGUGUUGAGAUACCAUCCGAACAAGAAGUUAAAAAGCCUGUGAAUGAUGAGGAAGCACAUGAAUUCUUUAAGUUUAUUAAGUACAGCGAAUAUAAUGUUGUGGAGCAAUUACACAAGCAGUCGGCGCGAAUCUCAGUACUGUCUCUAUUGUUGAACUCGGAGCCACAUCGAAACACCUUGUUAAAAGUGUUAAAUCAAGCUUACGUGGCAAAUAAUGUAUCUGUAGAAAAGAUUGAUUGGUGGAUGAAUAAUCUGAAUGCGGAUAAUUUUAUCUCUUUUAGUGAUGACGAAAUACCGUCGAAUGGUAGGGGCUUUGUAAAAGCGUUGCACAUCACAACCAGUUGUAAGGGCUACAUAGUACCAAAUGUGCUCAUCGACAAUGGUGAAGGCAUUCGAUGGGACACGACGAGGGUCAUGGGAAAGAUCCAAAUUCCUCUAGAGGUGGGCCCAUGUGCAUAUGAUAUCAAGUUCCAGGUCAUAGACAUCACACCUUCAGACAAUUGCCUUUUAGGGAGGCCUUGGAUCCAUUCUGCUGGGGCAGUUCCUUCAUCUUUCCAUCAGAAAGUGAAGUUUAUCAUGGAUAGCCGCUUGAUUACCGUCGCUGGUGAUGAACACAUCGUCGUAUCUAUCUCUUCUGAUGCACCCUACAUCGAAGUAAGCGAAGAUGUUGUGGAAUGUUCUUUUCGUUCCUUUGAAUUUAUCAAUGCUACAUUUGUUGCUAAAGGGAAUAAGAUCCCUACGCCCAAGCUGUCGAGGAAUACCAAGAUGGGAAUUAAGCUGACUGUGGGAAAAGGAGCACGAGCGAACAAAGGUUUGGGGAAAUAUCAGGAAGGGAUGAUUAGAGCUUUGAAACCAAUGCACCACCAGGGUCGAUGCGGUUUGGGUUUCAAGCCAGAUAUACGUCAAAGAAGAAAGCAAUUACAGAAAAAUCAAGAAAGAAAAAUUGCAAGAGCCUUAGGUCGGGAAUUGGAAUGGGAGCCGAUGGCGUAUCCUCCUUUGUCAGAAAUAUUUACAUCAGCAGGAGUGAUGUACCCACGGCAAGACAAUCCACAAGUCACAUUAUUGAUUGAAAAGUCUCUUCAGAAUCUUAGCCUAAAUGUUAUUGACAAUGAGGAUGGUGCAAUUGAGAAUUCUUCAAUGAUACGCCCUUGUCCUCCUAGAUUUUCUUUGAACAACUGGACUGCUGUGGAUCGUCUUGUAGUUUUUAAGUCCCCUUCAGAGUGCUUAGAUAUCAUUGGCAUGAACAAUCCCGUUACGAAUCCUGAAAUCGAUUUCGAGAAGGCUGUUUGUUUAGGAGAAUAUGAAGCUGACGAAAAUGUUGAAGAUUGUGUCUCGUCUCCUGACUUACUGAGAAUGGUAGAACAAGAAGAGAAACAGAUCCUACCCCAUCAAAAAUAUGUUGAGGUAGUGAACUUGGGGAGUGAAGAAAAGAAACAAGAAGUGAAGAUUGGGACUUCCAUUUCAGAAAACACCAAGCGGGAUUUAAUCGCCUUGCUCCAUGAGUACAAAGAUGUGUUUGCCUGGUCUUUUCAGGAUAUGCCAGGGUUGAAUACAGAUAUUGUGGUCCAUAAGCUCCCACUGAAACCAGAAUGCAAACCUGUUCAACAAAAGCUAAGAAGGAUGAGACCCGAAAUGCUGUUGAAGAUAAAAGAAGAAAUCAAUAAACAAUUUGACGCUGGCUUCCUACAAGUCUCCAAAUAUCCAGAGUGGGUAGCUAACAUAGUCCCAGUACCGAAGAAGGAUGGCAAGGUGCGAAUGUGCGUGGAUUAUCGUUAUAAUCAGAUAAAGAUGGCUCCCGAAGAUAUGGAGAAAACUACAUUCAUAACAAUGUGGGGAACCUUCUGCUAUAAGUACAUGAUGGAGUCACCUGCACUCUCAGGAAGAAUGGCACGAUGGCAGAUCCUACAGACUGAGUAUGACAUCACAUAUGUGAACCAAAAGUUGAUAAAGGGAAGCGUGAUAGCUGACUUCUUAGCAAGUCGAACAAUGGAGGAAUAUGAGCCUUUGAGACUUGAUUUCCCAGAUGAAAACUUGAUGUGCAUUUUAGAAAAAGGGGGUCAGUCGUCAAAAGAGAAAUCAUGA
Gossypium raimondii (Peruvian cotton) is the source of this 3219-nucleotide messenger RNA. RefSeq lists its product as uncharacterized. The record is from RefSeq and is a predicted model, not a curated record. The coding region runs from base 1 to 3219 and encodes 1072 amino acids. NCBI's taxonomy places the organism in Eukaryota, Viridiplantae, Streptophyta, Magnoliopsida, Malvales, Malvaceae. The transcript is spliced from 7 exons.